Molecule: messenger RNA, 2159 nt
Organism: Eurytemora carolleeae
Lineage: Eukaryota; Metazoa; Arthropoda; Copepoda; Calanoida; Temoridae
Gene: und
Product: methionine aminopeptidase 2
Exons: 11
Coding region: 20-1369 (449 amino acids)
Biological process (GO): proteolysis
Molecular function (GO): metalloaminopeptidase activity
Source: RefSeq, a predicted model, not a curated record
AUUGGUUUUCAGAUAUAAAAUGAGUGAUCUUAAAGAUGACACAAAUCCUGAUAAACUUAUCGAGGCAACAGAAAAUUUAGAAAUUUCCGAAGGCGGGAAGAAAAAAAAGAACAAGAAGAAGAAGAAGGUGACUGAACCGAGUGAGAACGCUGAGAACCUGGAACCCCAGGAGAACGAUGCUGAUGCCCCCACCACCAAUGAGGGGGAUGAAGAGGAAAAGACUAAGAAGAAGAAAAACAAGAAUAAAAAGAAAACCGGGAAAAUUCAAACAGAUCCACCAACUCUACCCAUCAGUUCUCUUUUCCCAUCAGGAAACUAUCCUGAGGGUCAAAUUAUGGAACAUCCUAUUGCCGCGGACGAUCAAAAGGCUAAAGACAGGUUCUCUAGUGAGGAAGCUAGAGCAAUUGACAGGCUCCAGCUGGAUAUGUACAACGAUGUCAGACAGGCAGCUGAAGCUCACCGACAAACCCGUCAACAUAUACAGAGAUGGAUCAAGCCUGGGAUGAAAAUGAUUGAUAUCUGUGAGGAGCUGGAGAGUACUGCCAGAAAACUUAUAAAUGAGAACGGAUUGGAAGCUGGGUUAGCUUUUCCUACUGGUUGCUCCAGGAACAACGUUGCUGCCCAUUAUACGCCUAAUGCCGGAGAUGAUACUGUUCUAGAGUACGACGAUGUUGUAAAACUAGAUUUUGGAACUCACAUUAAGGGAAGAAUUAUUGAUUGCGCCUGGACUUUAGCAUUUAAUGAGCGCUAUGAUCCUCUGCUGCUAGCGGUCAAGGAGGCUACGGAGACUGGUAUUCGUACUGCAGGGAUAGAUGCACGAUUAUGUGAUGUCGGAGCAGCUAUUCAAGAGGUCAUGGAAUCCCAUGAGAUUGAGCUUGACGGGAAAACAUACCAGGUUAAAUCCAUCCGAAACUUGAACGGUCACUCAAUAUGCCCGUAUCAGAUACAUGCGGGCAAAUCUGUUCCAAUUAUUAAAGGCGGUGAAACUACACGGAUGGAGGAGAAUGAAUUCUACGCCAUUGAAACCUUCGGGUCCACUGGGAAGGGUCACGUCCAUGAGGAUAUGGAAUGCUCUCAUUAUAUGAAGGAGUUUGACGUCGGUCAUAUACCCCUCCGUCUGCAGAAAUCCAAACAGCUUCUCAACGUAAUUAAUAAGAACUUUGGAACUCUCGCCUUUUGUCGUCGUUGGUUGGAUAGACUCGGAGAAACAAGAUAUCUAAUGGCACUGAAAGAUCUAGGAGAGAAGGGAAUAGUAAAUCCUUAUCCUCCUCUUGUUGAUAUUAAAGGUUGCUAUACAGCUCAGUACGAGCACACUAUUCUACUCCGCCCGACUUGUAAAGAAGUAAUCUCAAGAGGGACGGAUUACUAGUCAACUCUAGUUCAACUAAUAAAUUUCGAUCACGCUGAUAUCCGUUCAUUUUCCCAUUAACCCUGUUAUAAACUUUCACAAUCCACAUCUUCCUUCCAUCCAGAAUAUUAUUUUUUUAUCCAGACAACGUGUCUUUUCGAUCCAGAGAACGUGUCUUUUCAAUCCAGACAACGUGUUUUUUCGAUCCAGACAACGUGUUUUUUCCAUCCAGACAACGUGUCUUUUCCAUCCAGACAACGCGUCUUUUCGAUCCAGACAAACCCUUUGUUCCAUCCAGAAAGCAACCCUACAUUUCCUUCAAGACAACCCUCCCUAUUUUAUAAGACACCACUUCAUUUUCUAUAUGCAAACACGUCCUCUCUUAAUAACAUCCCUUCCUAAAUUUCAAGACAACCCUCCUUAUUUUAUGAGACAGUAUUUCCUUUCUUAUAAGAUAAUCUUCCCAUCUUAAGAGGCAACGCUUCCUCUCUUUUAAAAGCAAGCCUUCCUUUCAAGACAAACAUAUGUUUUAACAACCAUCACUUUCUUUGAAGUUAACUCUUCCUUUCCUACAAGGACGACCAUACCUUAAUGUUAAGAACAACUUCCUUUUAAUAACAAUGCAACCUCUUCCGCGACAACCCUUUCUUUUCCUCCUUCCGUUCACCAGACGCGAAAGUCUUGCCAGUGGGACAGGAGUCAGUGCUUCCAUCGAAAGACGACGGAUAUAGAUCAGGAAAUUUUCUCAACUUGCUUUGAAUGUGAUUCACUGUUGAAUUUUUUUUUGUAAACAUUAAAUAUUUACAUUUAA